Messenger RNA from Colletotrichum destructivum, 360 nucleotides. RefSeq lists its product as uncharacterized. Lineage: Eukaryota; Fungi; Ascomycota; Sordariomycetes; Glomerellales; Glomerellaceae. The coding region runs from base 1 to 360 and encodes 119 amino acids. The record is from RefSeq and is a predicted model, not a curated record. The transcript has 2 exons.
AUGGACUGGACACCUCUCGCCGAGAAAGACGCCUUCUUGGAACUCUACCCAUCCGACUUUGGUGACCAAGCAAGCACAUGCACGAGACCCAUCUGCCGGAAAAGCCACCGACGGGGCAUGGCCCGCGAUGCCAAUGCCCAUACCGAAGCCGAAGCGGAAGCGGUCAUCCGCAUCGACUUCAAACCCAUCGUCGAGAAUCUGCGUGAAGCAGUGCAUCUGGCUAUUGCUCACGAGAACACGCAGCCUGUCUUUCGCAAAAGACUCGAACCAGGCAAGCGCCAAGCUCGAACGUCAUCGAAGCCGAAGCCCAACUCCAAGAUCAGGAUCAAAGCCUCCACCAACAUGAAUAUAGUGGCUUAG